Trichosurus vulpecula (common brushtail) is the source of this 1883-nucleotide messenger RNA. It is a transcript of the gene GPR135, whose product is annotated as G protein-coupled receptor 135. The transcript has a single exon. Gene Ontology annotation, cellular component: membrane. The record is from RefSeq and is a predicted model, not a curated record. Gene Ontology annotation, biological process: G protein-coupled receptor signaling pathway. Gene Ontology annotation, molecular function: G protein-coupled receptor activity. NCBI's taxonomy places the organism in Eukaryota, Metazoa, Chordata, Mammalia, Diprotodontia, Phalangeridae. Bases 4 to 1650 code for a protein of 548 amino acids.
CCCAUGGAGGAGGAGCCGCCGCCGCCGCCGCUGCCGCCUUCCACGCCCACGCCGCCCCCUCUCUCCGCCUCCAAGAUCGCCCAGAUGAGCAACCUGACGAGCCUGGGCGCCGCCCGCGGCGGGGGCAGCCUGCGCCCAGAGGCGGCCCUGGGUUCAGGCUCCUCGUCUGGCGCUGCGCGGGCCGCGAGCUUCCACGCGGCCGUGAUCUCCUUUACUACCGUGGCGGCCGUGGCGGCCGAGGCGCGGGAGAGCCGGGGCGGCGGCGGCAGCGGCGGCGGCCUGGCUGGGGCCGAGAAGGCCGGGCCGGGCAGCAGCAUCCCCAGCAGCAGCAGCAUCUCCAACAGCAGCGGCAUCCCCAACAGCAGCAGCAUCUCCAGCGAGGAUCCCGUCCCGGCGGCGACGGGGGCGAAGCGGCUGCUGCUGGAGCCCUGGGCGGCCGUGGCGGCGCAGGCGCUCGUGCUGCUGCUCAUCUUCCUGCUCUCCAGCCUGGGCAAUUGCGCCGUGAUGGGGGUGAUCGUGAAGCACCGGCAGCUCCGAACCGUGACCAACGCCUUCAUCCUGUCGCUGUCCUUAUCUGACCUGCUCACCGCCCUGCUCUGCCUGCCCGCCGCCUUCCUGGCCCUCUUCACUCCCCACGGCGGCCGCCUAGACGGCCCCCCAGCGGCCCGGCCCUGGCAGCGCUUCUGCACCGCCAGCCGCUUCUUCGGCUCCUGCUUCGGCAUCGUGUCCACCCUGACCAUGACCCUCAUCUCCCUGGACCGCUACAACGCCAUCGUGAGGCACCCCGGGGAGAAGAUUGGCUGGCGCAGGGCCCUGCUGCUCUUGGUCACCGUUUGGCUCGUGGCAGUGGGUCUCUCUUUCCCUUGGGAUCUCUUGGGGGGCUCCGAGGGGGAGUGGGGCGAGGAUGCUCAAGUCGGACCGAAGCAGAGUUUCCACCGCUGCCUAUACAUCUCCUAUCCGGGUCCCUCCCGCCUGGGUCCCACCUACAACGUCUGGCUGAUCGUGACCUGUUACCUGUUUCCCUUUGGGAUCAUGUGCUUCUGUCUCUAUCAGAUUUGCAAGACCGUGAGGUUGUCGGAAAUUAGAGUGCGGCCGGUGACAACCUACGCCCACCUGUUGCGCUUCUACAGAGAAAUGCGCACAGCGACCACUGUGCUCAUCAUGAUUGUUUUCAUUAUUUUCUGCUGGGGACCCUACUGCCUCCUGGUGCUGUUCACAGCUGCAGCCGGGGCUGCAGGUGCCCAGACACCUCCAUUCCACCCGGUCCUGAAUACCAUAGCCAUAUGGAUGGCCUGGGCAAAUGGAGCCAUAAACCCUCUCAUAUAUGCCAUCCGCAACCCCAACAUUUCCAUACUGCUGAGGCACAAACGGGAGGAAGGCUACAGGACUAGAAAUGUAGCCGCCUACUUGUCUAGCCACAACCGAAAUCUGGAGGCCAGAAGCGUGGCUAAUCGUCUCCGAGAACGCUAUACCCACAGGCUUGGCGUGUGCACUAGAGUGUCCUCUUGCAGUUCUACUAAUGGCGGAGGAGGAGGGGAUGUGGCCAUGUGGGCUUGUAGAAAUCCAGCCCUACUCUUCUGCCGAGAUGGCCUGCCAGACACCUCAUCUGAAGUAGCCAUGCAGGGUAAAACGGCAGACACUAGUCUCUAAAAGUGUGUGCAUGGAUCAAACCAAGAGCUACCAACAGGAGUAUUCCAUCCUUUACAUUUUGGGGCUAGGGGAAUUCCAUUGAGGAUCACUGGAGUCCCUGAGAACCAAACAUUUUACGCUGAAAGAAAACAAGAGAGGGUAGUACUUGCCGUUUCCAGAAAGGCUGAUUCACACACACACACACACACACACACACACACUUAUGUUUUUGCAAAAGUGCCAAGACUGAUGUA